AUGAGUGAAAAUCGAAAAGAUCGUAUAUUUCGUGAUCGAAUUGAUGCUGGUUGUCAAUUAGCUGCUCAUCCAGAUUUACAAAAAAUUAAAUUUUUACCAUUAAAUGAGAAAAAUUCAUAUUUAAUUAUAAGUUUACCUCGUGGUGGUACAGUUGUUGGUGAUGAAUUAGCUAAACAAUUACAAAUAACACAUGAUGUAGUUUUUCCAAGAAAAAUUCCAUGUCCUGGACAUCCAGAAUUUGCUAUUGGUGCUGUAUCAGAAUUAGGUGACGUCAUUUGGAAUGAUUUUGCUAGAUAUACAAAUUUAAUUGAUAAACCACAUGUUCAACAAAGUAAAGAUAAACAAAUUCAAGAAGCACAACGACGAAAAACAAUUUAUCGUGGUCAACGUAAACCAUUGGACAGUUUAAGUGGAAAAACUGUUAUAUUAGUUGAUGAUGGAUUAGCAACAGGUGCAACCAUGAAAGCCGCUAUUAGUACUUGUAAACAUUUAAAUGUUAAAUCAAUAAUUGUUGCUGUUCCAUGUGGUCCAGCUGAUGGUGUUAAGGAUAUUAGUAAAUCAGUUGAUAAAGUUAUAUGUUUAACAACACCUGAUCAUUAUCAUGCUGUUGGACAAUGUUAUAAUUCAUUUGAUCAAACAACUGAUGAAGAAGUUAUUGAAAUUCUGGCUAAAUAUCAAGAUUUAAAUAUUGAAAAUAUUUCAAACAGUUAUUAA
Molecule: messenger RNA, 714 nt
Organism: Rotaria sp. Silwood1
Lineage: Eukaryota; Metazoa; Rotifera; Eurotatoria; Philodinida; Philodinidae
Source: the annotation of a GenBank genome assembly